Messenger RNA from Ipomoea nil (Japanese morning glory), 1641 nucleotides. Its product is annotated as probable ATP-dependent helicase PF08_0048. Bases 1 to 1641 code for a protein of 546 amino acids. Lineage: Eukaryota; Viridiplantae; Streptophyta; Magnoliopsida; Solanales; Convolvulaceae. The transcript has a single exon. The record is from RefSeq and is a predicted model, not a curated record.
AUGCAACGGAAAACGUGGCAAACUUCUCCCUUGCAGACUUUCCUUGAAACAUUUGAAGAGAUGGAGGAUAAAGAAGAGUUUGCUCUAGAGUGGAUCGGCACACAAGACGUCUAUGAAGCAAUACGUCUCGAAACCAUCAAUCGUGUGUACUCUUACAAGGUGACCCAUCGCACUCUUGGGAAAGAAAAAGCUCCCAUUUGCAUUGAGUUAAACAAGCCGCCGUUGGAUCCAUCUUUCGUCGAAGAAAUGAAAGAGUUUCGAUAUGCUCUUCUCCUGUCUAAAGUCAAGACAGAGUUAGAACGGACUCAUCAGAACGAUCCGGCGUGUAAUGUCAGGGGGCUAAAAGAUGACGAAGGAAAGGAGAUUGAAAAUGAAGACGAAAGGUCCUCUGGAAACGAUAUUAGUGAGGCGAACUCUGACUCGGAUGGAAAUGCUAACGAUGAAGGCCAAGGUAAUGAAGAAGAUGCUGAAAAUGACGAAGAUGAUGAAGACGAUGAUGAGAAAUCAGAUAAUGAGCAGAAUAAUGAUGAUGAUGACGACGAUGAUGAAGGAAAAGAUGAUAACAAUGAUCAUGGUGAUAAUGAUUCAGACAACGAUGAUGAAUAUGAUGGAGAUUCGGGCUAUGAUAGUGAAUCUUCUGUCAUAGGCAACACCGAACAUAUACAUGAACGAUCACCAUCCCCUAGCUCAUCUCCACGAAAAGAAAAUCCCCCUUGUGAUUCAUCUCUCGCCGUGCCACUACCUCACCCAGAUAUAGCUCGUGAUGACAACAAGGAUGCAUCACCUCAUGAUGAAAACCGGGAAGCAUCACCUCAAGCACAGCAAUUUCCAUCUGAACCUAGAGGUGUUCUUCGCAAUCCUAUGAAUCCAUAUCCUGACCAAGAGCCUGGCAUCGAUUAUCUUAGUCCCGAGCACAUCAUGCACCAAAUGCUGAAUGCACUCUUUAAUGCUGAGAUUAUUCAUAAGCAAUAUCUGGAUCACCGAGAAAAAGACAGCCGAAACAUAGUAGACCAUUCUGCCAAAGUGGACCAUCUGAUGCAAACCAUGUCUCAUCGUCAACCUAGUUCCUCCAAAUCAAACACUCAUGACAAGCUAGCACACGAACUCCAUCAACAACGUGCUAUUCUUGACAAAAUUGCUAAGGAACAACAUGCUCUCAAACAUACACAAUUCGGCCUCAAAGACCGAGUUGAUCUUGCAUGUACAAAGAUAGACCUAGGGCAUAACAACAUGUUUCAGAUGGCAGAAUAUCAGCUCACUAUGCUCGAGUAUGUCAAGGAUGUUCUUAAUGCAGUUAAAAGUCUAACCAGGUUUUCUGACUCCCCGUGUGAUGAUGCCAAAAAGGGGGAAAAGCCAAGAAAGGAUGAUGACAAGGACGAAGACAGAAAUAGAUCACCACCACGUGGUGGUGAAUCUAGAAGAAACAAUGAAGAAAAAUCCUCCACGAGACAUGAAGAGAGAAGAAACCCUCCUCCAAGAAACACGAGAUCACCACCUCCAAGAUCUAGAUCUCGACAACAACACUCUUCAAAAUCCAGACAACAACAUUCGGUGAAACCUCGACAAUCCUUCAGAUCCACCUCUGAAUUCUCAUUUUCUGGAAAAACGACAGAGAGAAAAAGAACCUUCGCCAAAGGCUGA